CCCUUCCGUUCCUAUUUCAGAAAACUGUGAAUUGUCGCCACUUCUCACUGUUCUGAUCGGCCGCUCUCUCCGGUCCUCAUUUUUCCGAUCAGGGAACAAACACCAUCUGUUUUUCCCCCCUCGCUAUCAGAGUGCCAACAGAUCAGAAAAAGCAAUUCAGUCAGGAUGGAUCCUUCUACGGUGCUCUUCAAUCAGCUCAAGGCAGCAGACCCAUUCUUCCUGUUAGCUGGUCCGAAUGUCAUAGAGUCUGAAGAGCAUGUCUUAACGAUGGCCAGGCGGAUUAAAGAUAUCACUUCAAAAGUUGGUUUGAAGCUUGUCUUCAAGUCAAGCUUUGACAAAGCUAAUCGAACAUCCUCAAAGUCAUUCCGUGGUCCAGGUCUAGAGGAGGGACUGAAGAUCCUUGAAAAGGUUAAGACAACAUUUCACCUUCCAAUAGUGACAGAUGUUCAUGAGGCAGCCCAGUGCGAGGCUGUUGGAAGAGUUGCUGACAUUAUUCAAAUUCCAGCUUUCCUGUGUCGUCAGACUGAUCUUCUUGUUGCUGCUGCCAAAACUGGGAGAAUAGUUAACAUCAAGAAGGGACAAUUCUGCGCUCCUUCUGUCAUGGUAAACUCUGCAGAGAAAAUCAGACUGGCUGGAAAUGAGAAUGUAAUGGUUUGUGAGAGAGGCACCAUGUUUGGUUACAAUGAUCUGAUUGUUGAUCCCCGUAACUUGGAGUGGAUGAGAGAGGCAAAUUGUCCUGUUGUUGCAGAUGUUACUCAUUCGCUACAGCAGCCUGCUGGCAGAAAGCUUGAAGGUGGUGGUGUUGCCAGUGGAGGUCUCCGUGAACUUAUACCAUGUAUUGCAAGAACAUGUGUUGCAGUUGGGGUGGAUGGGAUAUUUAUGGAGGUCCAUGAUGAUCCUCUGAAUGCUCCUGUUGAUGGGCCAACACAAUGGCCCUUACGCCAUCUGGAGGAGCUAUUAGAAGAGCUCAUAGCAAUAGCGAGGGUCAGCAAAGGGAAGCAGAAGAUUAAAAUUGAUCUCACACCAUAUCGCGAGUUUUGAGGACUCUAGAGGGCUGUAAAAGAAGGGCCAGUUUAAGGCAAUUCUAUUAUUGGAGGGUCUUUUUUGCAUAUGUUUUGAGCUUCAACAAAUUCUUUGUUUUUUCAGCCUUAAUCUCAUAUAAAACUGUUGUACGAACUCUGCUGGAUUUGCAAAUUUCUUUUUCACUUAUUUAUAUUUAAAAAUGAUGUUCUCUCUUUUCA
This is a messenger RNA of Nymphaea colorata (pocket water lily), 1241 nucleotides long. Its product is annotated as 2-dehydro-3-deoxyphosphooctonate aldolase. The record is from RefSeq and is a predicted model, not a curated record. Lineage: Eukaryota; Viridiplantae; Streptophyta; Magnoliopsida; Nymphaeales; Nymphaeaceae. Gene Ontology annotation, cellular component: cytosol; cytoplasm. The transcript is spliced from 14 exons. Bases 166 to 1041 code for a protein of 291 amino acids. Gene Ontology annotation, molecular function: 3-deoxy-8-phosphooctulonate synthase activity. Gene Ontology annotation, biological process: monosaccharide biosynthetic process.